Molecule: messenger RNA, 1188 nt
Organism: Aureobasidium pullulans EXF-150
Lineage: Eukaryota; Fungi; Ascomycota; Dothideomycetes; Dothideales; Saccotheciaceae
Exons: 3
Coding region: 14-733 (239 amino acids)
Cellular component (GO): mitochondrial outer membrane
Molecular function (GO): nascent polypeptide-associated complex binding
Source: RefSeq, a predicted model, not a curated record
AAAACCAAUCAUCAUGAGUCUCGAGUUCCUCCAGCGACCAAACAGUGACGCCGCUCCUGUUCCUGUUGCAUCUUCACCAGAACCCCAAAUCAACACUUCCACCGCACCUGUUCCCGUCCCAGAACCCGCUACUGCUGCCUCUAUCGAAGAGCCAGUCACUAUUUCAGAACCCGCUCCCUCUCAAGAACCAGACACCGCUACCGAAGUGCCCGCACCCGAAGCUCCCGCUACCAUGUCUUACGCAUCUGUCGCCGCCAGUGGACCUCAACAGUCCGAGGAAGAGAGGCGCGCACACGCUGUCCCCGAGAUCCAACAUACCGACGACGAGGUCCACGAGCUCAUCGACGUCGACAGCCCUCACAUCUCGUCCGUCCCCUCCGACUUCCAGUCACAAGAGAUCCAGACCGAGACUCAGGCCGAGCGCGAGCGUCUUGAGUCCGAGGCCCGCGAGAAGGCCCAGCAGGCCAAGGAGGUCGAGGAGAAGGUCAAGCAAAAGGCACAGAAGGCCGCAGAGAAGGCCAAGGCCAACAGCGAUAACCCCGUCAUCCUCGGUAACACCGUCGCUGUCGUCGCUCUUGGUGGUCUCCUCGGUUUCGGCGCUUACAGAAAGUAUACUGCCGGCGAGCUCACCUGGAAGGUUGCAGGUGCUUGGGCCGGUGUUGUCGGUGUCUUCGCCCUCGGCGACUACUACGCCAGCAAGUUCCUCUUCAAGAAGUACCCUCCCAAGAACUAAAAAGUUCCCACGACGUUUCCAUUCUUGUACUUUGAGCGUCCUCUCUCUCGGCUCUAGUUUCAACCGUUUCUCUGCUUUGGAUAAUUCUUUCGCGUCAUGCUGGUCGGAUGAAUGCUCUGGCGCUGGAGGCUUGGAUGCGUGUAUCAUAAACGAAUUUCCCACAUUUCUCCCCUUCAUCCUUUUUCUGGCUGCGUUGCAGUACUCUCUUUAUGUAGUGACUGCUUCAUCUUUUGUCGGCCAGGUGGCCGUAUCAGGCAAGAUUGUCGAUCGGCACUGAGCCUUUAUGCACACUUUGAGAAACACACAAAAGCACUCACCAGUGGCAUGCAGUUCCAAUAUUAUUGACUGCCGACACAUCUAGGUCUAUACGGACCACGUGCGUGAAAAGCAUGAUGAUAUAAAAGUGGCUUAGACUAGGUAGAGAUGGUCAAGGCAUUUCGAUGUCCGAGCCGACC